AUGCAGGACCACUCGGAGAAGCGGGAGGCUGCACAAAUCGCGUGGCAAUCAGUUGUGCAGUCAAGACUUGGGAACCUACCACAUGGAGCUCACAGCGACAGAAAAGACCGGGCAAAGCUGGCGGAGAUCGAGAUUGAAGCUAUGCGAGAUAGUUUGGCAAGGGCGCUAGAACUGCGAAACACAACGGCUAGCCCUGCGUGCCGGCUACCCCCAGAGACGCUGGCGAAUGUGUUCCUGUAUCUGCAGGCCGCAUGGCCUAUGAGGCUUCAACGUGACGAGAAGGUCAAUCCUACCGACGAUCCGGGGGCUGAUGAUCUUGGAGAGCCAUUCUACCACACCAAAGCCUGGUACAACGUGGCGCACGUUUGCCGCUUGUGGAGAGAGGCCGCAAAUACUCCUCUUCUAUGGUGUACAAUAGCUUGCACAGAUCUUCCUCCGGAGUUCCUGCCCCUCGUCCUUUCGCGCACGCGUGGUUUACCGCUCACGCUGUCAGCGCGAAGCCUGCCCUUGGGCGUCGAUGCCUCAGGGAUGCUCGAGGUCUUAUGGAGAGAGCAUUUCAUAAAGUCAACGGAAGCCUGGCUCACGGCAGCGGUACUGAAACGUGUCAAGCGACUGGCUUUCGAGGACGGUAUCCGGGCAUCAGACUUCGCGAUGUGCCGCACACUCUUACAGCGUCCCAUGCCCAUACUGAACUCCCUGGACGUCAUCGCAUCUGCCUCUCCCCACCGUGUUCAUCAUCUGAGGUUCGGACACCCGCCAUUUGGAACUCACGAAUAUCCGCCAUUAUCAUUGCGCCGCCUGACACUUUCGAAUUGCGACGUCCAGGAGGUGCCCUCCCGCACCCUGCUUACGUCGUCCAUCACACAUCUCACAAUCGAGAACGCUACUGGCUGUGACUACACCGUAUAUAAGCUAUUCUCCAACAUCGCCCGCAUGGACCGUCUUGAAGAGCUCGUGCUCGCCAACUCGUUCCCGAAAGAAGAUGAUUACAUCGGUGUUUCGGAUCCUCUUCGCCUACCCCCAUCUCUACGCUUAUUGCGAGUGUCCGCUUCCGCUCUUAAGCCCGAUUCUGGUGCCUUGAGCGGCUGCUUGGGCUUUACCAAUCGCCUCAUCAUCCCACCUGCUACACGCGCAGAGAUUCAACUUAGAGGGUGGGACCUGGAUACCAUAGACGAGAGUAGCGAAGAAGAUGACGAUGAAGAUGAAGACGAAUGGAUCGACGACGCCUCAUUGGAUGCCGGUCUCACGGCCUUCUUUCUUUCUGGCGACUACCCAGAUGAAAGUCCGCGCGAGCUGAAUAUAUCCUGUGACACAUUCACCAUGCACACGGCAAAUACAUCACCUUUCAUACCACCGCGAUCGUCCUCAAAAGCCUGCCCCGGUAGCAGAUCCUUCACACUAGGCUGUACGUGCCGGCAUUGCCUGAACACAGUGCUCCUGCAACGCCUACCGGCGCUUCCUCUUCCAGCGCUCAAAUCUUUAUCGCUGCAGUUUUCAACUUGGACUCAACCACCACACGGACCAAACUGGUGGUCAAACUUCCUUCUCGCAACUGGUAUCCAGAGGGUGUCGUUGGAAUGGAGCAAUUGGUACUGCAACGACCUGUGGGAAGCCAUGACCCCGUCUACAGACGACUCAAUCGUAUUAUUUCCCGCAUUGGAGACGAUCGUGAUUCACGAUGAAGAUUUCCCCAUCCGCAUACAGUUUGAAUCCAGACUUGCGCGCGCGACAGGGACUCUGAUUGAUAUGUUACACACACGCAAAGAUCGUCAGGUCCCCGUAGGCAGCAUCCUUGUCGACGACAGGAUGAAAAGCUGGGCGAUCUGGUCUCUCGUCGCAGAAGUGACUCCUGUAAAGUUCUUUGUCCCGUCGUAG
Messenger RNA from Peniophora sp. CBMAI 1063, 1875 nucleotides. Lineage: Eukaryota; Fungi; Basidiomycota; Agaricomycetes; Russulales; Peniophoraceae. The record is from the annotation of a GenBank genome assembly.